AUGGACCAGCGCAAUGCCCCGUACGGCAUGCUCACUGGCCGCGAGGGGCUCCCAGGGGGCAUGCCUCCACAACAGCCGCAGCAACAGCAGCGUGUGUCUCAGCAGCAACAACAACAACAGCACUACAGUAUGCAGGAUAUGAUAUUCGACCCGCUGCCUAUGGGCAAUGGCAUGUACCACCAACCCGCUCCUGUGGGUGGCCACCUGAUGCACCCGCACCAGCAGCCUGGGACCCGUGCAGGAGGAAUGCAAGUCUUUGGGAGUUCGAUGGCCCAACAGAGCAUGGUGACGCCCGAGGAUGACCUGGACGACCUCAUGAGUGCCCUGGGCGAUUCCGUCGGCAUGAACGCCCAGCAGCAGAACGUGGGCGGCCACAUGCCAAGUCACGUCUACGACCACAUGCAGCCCCGUUCGCUCGUGCUGCACCCUGGGAGUUCCCAAGGCUUGCCCAUGUCUACGCAGAUGCAGUCGAUGCAGCAAGGCAUGGGGAGCCAAUCCAUGCACAUGAAUCAAAUGCCUUCGAACGACAUUGGAGCUGCUGCGCGGAUGGGGGUGGGGAUGCACCAGCAACCGAACGUCAGUGCGCCGUCGUUGGGAGGUAUUGCUGGCCUGGGUGCUAAUAUCCAGGCCCCUAUUGCUUCUCGACAACAGGCUCCUACUGCAAUUGUACCGGCGUUGGCGACGCCCAAGUUUUCAGACAGCUCACGAACUUUGACGACGUCAAGUAACAAUGGAGGAAGCAGUGAUGAGGAUGCUGGAAUGGGCGAAGGAGAUGUCCAGAAGAAGAAGGAGCGACGACGUCAGCAGGUUCGGUAUGCGUCACGUCGCCGUCGCAAGAAACAGAAAGACGAGGAGAGUUUUUUGCGGGAUCGGAUCGCAGAGCUCAAGGAACAGAUUCGGAUCAUUGGCGGAGACCUGACCGAGCAGUGCUCUCAAAUGGCCGGUAUGAGUGAACAAGCGUUGACGGAAGCGUACGAGAAGCAGAUGGUGACGGUGCAGACGCUGCGCAAGGACAACAACAAGCUGAAAGAGCAGCUUUUACAACACGAGAACUUUGCUCGCAUGAUCCAGUACGGUCUGAACGCGUUGCCAAGCGACUGCCGCGAUGUGGACCGCAAGAAGAUCGCUGGUGUCCCGAUGUGGAUCAGUGACCAGAUGAACCCUUUGAAGGGGCCGACGUUGGUGGUGGAUCUGAACUUGUGUCACGAAGCUGUACGUCACGCAUACAACGAGCUCAAGACGUUUGGUCCGACUGUGAACUCGAAGACAAACGUAUGCUACGCGAUGGGCUGGAAGACCGAGUUAUGGGCUGCAAGCACAUGCUUGAACUUCCGAGCUGUCCGCUCGAUCAGCGACAAGAACAUUCGCGAAGUUGCGAAUGCAUCAUGGGACAUCAUCACGUGCCCGGAGAAAUUCAAGCGCAUUUACCCGGACGUCAAGCAGUUUCGCAUCUUGCAAAAGGUGACGGACGACAUAGUGGUCGUCCAUCGCAUCGCCUCCGUCGCGUCCGAUCUGUCGGAUCGAGAAUUCAUCUCCGUGGCUUUUCGCUUUCGGGACGGAGACAAUUACUUUAUCGGGAUCAAGUCCAUAACGGUCCAGACCGAGGCUGCUGAGAACUGUAUCCGCGGUGAGGAAUGUCAAGGAUGGAUGUUCGUGGGCGAUGAGAACGAGACGCCGCAGUGGAAGGCUCAUUUCCUCGGCUACUAUGAUGUCAAGGGCGAGAAGGACGACAAGGUGCUGAACCAGUUGGCGAACGAGUCAAUGUUUGGUAUGUUGCGAUGGGAAAGUGAGGCCAUGCAUCCAUUGAGCGCGUAA
Molecule: messenger RNA, 1815 nt
Organism: Peronospora matthiolae
Lineage: Eukaryota; Oomycota; Peronosporomycetes; Peronosporales; Peronosporaceae
Source: the annotation of a GenBank genome assembly